AGUAGAACAGAGAUAGCCUUUGAUCACUAGUGCAUUUGAUGGGACUUGAUGUUUCUCGUCUUAUAGCUGAGAGGACUAGUGAUGAGGGGGCGAUACACUGAGUCUAUUCAGUGUCAGAGACAUAGCUUAAAAGAGAGACAGUGCAACGUCUGUAAGGUGUGGGUGGAGCUUUGGCCUCUGGCUGUCUGCUCUCAGUUUCUCUGUGACAUAUCAACUGUGGAGAUUUUUCAUCAGAUUCAGCAAUAGGUGUUGUUUCCUAUAGCCAGCUAUGGCACCAGGGGAUGUGGUGCCAGACCAUGCCAAGCAGCUGAAGUCCAAGGAGAAGCGGCCUGGAAACAGGGCCUUGAAAGCAAACUGUGAGCCUGAUGGGUCCUUUGUCUUUGAAGCUCAUGAGGCUUGGAAGGACUUCCAUAACUCCCUCAGGCAUUUCUACGAAGUAGGAGAGCUCUGUGACGUCACGCUGAAGGUUGGUAGUAGGUUGAUACCAUGCCACAAGCUAGUGCUGGCUUGUGUGAUCCCUUACUUCAGGGCCAUGUUCCUGUCAGAGAUGUCCGAGGCUAAGCAGGAACUGAUAGAAAUCAAGGACUUUGAUGGUGAUGCCAUCCAGGACCUGGUGCAUUUUGCCUACUCCUCCAAACUCACAUUAACUGUGGACAAUGUCCAGCCACUGCUUUAUGCUGCCUGCAUCCUUCAGGUGGAGUUGGUGGCGAGAGCCUGCUGUGAGUACAUGAAGGCCCACUUUCACCCCACCAACUGCCUGGCAGUUCGUACCUUUGCUGAGAGCCACAAUCGUGUGGACCUGAUGGACAUGGCUGACCGCUAUGCCUGCGAACACUUCACAGAGGUAGUGGAGUGUGAGGACUUUACAUGCGUGUCUCCCCAGCACUUACGCACAUUAUUGUCCUCCAGUGAGCUCAAUAUCCACUCAGAGACACAGGUGUACAAUGCAGCAGUGAAAUGGCUGAAAGCAAACCCCCAGCACCACGAGGCCUGGCUGGACCAGAUCAUGUCUCAGGUGCGCCUCCCCCUGCUCCCGGUAGAGUUCCUGACUGGAACAGUAGCUAAGGACGAGAUGAUCAAAGGUAACCUGAGUUGUCGCGACCUGAUGGACGAAGCCAGAAACUACCACCUGCACCUCAGCAACAAGGUGGUGCUGGAUUUUGAGUACUCAGUCCGUACGAUACCGCGGAAACACACUGCAGGGGUUUUGUUCUGUGUGGGUGGCCGGGGGGGUUCUGGUGACCCAUUUCGCAGCAUCGAGUGCUACUCCAUUACGAAGAACAGCUGGUUCUUUGGCCCUGAAAUGAACAGCAGACGGCGUCACGUGGGUGUAAUAUCUGUAGGAGGCAAGGUUUAUGCUGUUGGGGGCCAUGAUGGUAAUGAACACUUAGGCAACAUGGAGAUGUUUGACCCCCUCACCAACAAGUGGAUGAUGAAAGCCUCCAUGAACACCAAGAGGAGGGGUAUAGCCCUGGCAGCGCUUGGUGGUCCUAUCUAUGCUAUUGGAGGUCUAGAUGACAACUCCUGCUUCAACGAUGUGGAGCGUUACGACAUCGAAAGUGACUGCUGGAGCGCUGUGGCUUCGAUGAACACACCCAGAGGAGGAGUAGGAUCUGUUGCAUUGGGGAGUUUCGUGUACGCAGUGGGAGGCAACGAUGGUGUGGCGUCACUGUCCAGUGUGGAGCGGUUUAACCCACACCUCAACAAGUGGAUGGAGGUCAGCGAGAUGGGCCAGCGGCGGGCAGGAAAUGGAGUCAGCAAACUAAAUGGCUGCCUCUAUGUAGUGGGAGGUUUUGAUGACAAUUCACCCCUGAGCUCUGUAGAGCGCUUUGACCCGCGAAUGCACCGUUGGGAGUACGUGUCUGAGCUGACCACCCCCCGUGGGGGAGUCGGCGUAGCCACUGUAAUGGGAAGAGUGUUCGCAGUCGGGGGACACAAUGGGAACAUCUACCUGAACACGGUGGAGGCUUUUGAGCCUCGUAUGAACAGAUGGGAGCUGGUGGGUUCAGUGUCUCACUGCCGUGCCGGAGCCGGAGUGGCUGUCUGUUCGUCUCACGUCAGCCAGAUCAGGGACGUCGGCCAGGGCUCCAGCAACGUGGCCAACUGCAUGUGACCGCCCGCCAACCCACUUAUUACUAGGUGACUGACUGCCAGGUCACCAUCAGUUCUGAUCACUGCACAAUCACACAACACAAAGCACAUAGACAGGAGUGACGGAGUGAUUUCGCCCAGCAACUUCAUUCCCGUCGCCACUGUCUAAAUGUCAGCUUAAAACUGAUUUAAAGCUGAUGUUCAGUUUGCACACAGUGAUUGAGGAUUAUUAGGGAGAUUUUACUGACUUGAAGUGCACAUCUGACAAAUCUGAAGUCUUCUCUGACAAAAUGACACAUUCAAGACAUUCUUCUUGACUCCUGCUGGUGUUAUUUGCAAUCAGUGAUGUAGUAUUUUGUACUGUAUUUUCAUUUGUUUGACUGCCUUGACAUAGUUUUGACUUUUUCUAAAGGGAAAUAGUAGCUGAGCCUUGUAUUUAAUACUAACAUCUUGAGAAUGAAAGAUAAGUUUAGGUUGCAAACUAGUAGGUUAAAUGUGCACAUUAUGAAUGUGGACUGUAUAGUGGGCCAUUAUGAAAGCAUUUCAAUGGUCUCUUCUUUAAGACACUUCACUCUUUGUCUCUGCAGUUGCUUUCAUUAUCCAGAGAGAUGUGGUUAUACUGGAUUCAACACCUUGUUUGCAGUGCAGCGUGUGAAGUUAAAACAGUUUCAUCAGUCAAUUUCAAAUGCCAUGUUAAGAUGUCAAAUACAUUUCUAAGAUUCCUUUGAUCUUAUGCCAGGUUAAGUGAAAGCAUCUGUUAGAGCAGGUAGACUUUUAACGGUGCUUUUCAGAAUCAUUCUAUCAGCAGUUCCAGCUGCAGUAAGCUGGAUCAUAUCCCAGCAGUUCUAGCUUUUAGGGAUUUGCCUAUAAUUGUGUUUGAACAAUCAUUUAAGGCUGACUGGGACAAAUCAGCCACUGGCGAGGAGGUGACGGGUCUGAGGAAUUUAACUGCUGCAAGUGCCAAAAGACAAAAAAGUGCACUAGCCGUUUUAGGAAGGUGUAGAUGCAAAUCUGGUUCAACCACCUGCUGAAUCCUGAGUCGCAACCUUUACCUCGACCUCAGAAUUGAGAAAGGUUUGGUGACUAUAUACCUGAGAGUCGAGGACUGAUCAGAGCAAUAUGGUGCACCUCUCUAGUUCUUUUUCAGUUUUACAUUGUAUAGAGAUCUGUUCAACCUGACAGGGACAGAUUUUCAAAUUCAAGAUUUGUGUUUGACGAUAGCUGGACUGUCAGAAAUCCUAAUCAGAGUGCUUUCAGAUGUGUAUGAGAUUCAGCUGAGGUUUGUCUCUGCAGAUGGUUGCGUUAUAUUUUAAUAUAUGGACAUUUUGUAUAAUAAGAUAGGUGUAUCUUUGCUAUUAUUCUUUACUUCACUAUCUAAUCCAUUGCUGUGCACUAUUUUCCUAGAAUAGAUGUGAAGUCUGAGUUUAUAUUUUUGUCCUAAAUGGCCAUUCAUGGUCCUGAAUAAAUUUUAUGUUAUUCAUGUUAGAAGUUUGAGGAUGUUUAUUUAGCACUCAUGCCUAUUUCUGACAAAAUUUAAUAAUUUCUGGCAACAGUUUUGUUUUUCAGAAUAGGCUGACAGAGUUUAAAACAGAAAUGCUAUAUACAGUUUAUACUAAAAAUAAUACAUAUUAUUGCACAGUUUGUGUCCUGCCUGUAUUAAUACUAGUGCAUAUCAUCAACAAUAUAUUAUCAAUAUUGUUGCCAACUUUGUUAACAAAUGAGCCAGAUACCAAGUCUUUUAUAAACUUUACUUUGUGUUCUUCCUCCUCUUGACUGCUUCCAUCUUUUGCUUUUUGUUUACAUGGUAUUGGUAUAAAACAAUAAAGUUAAUGUGUAAAGUUCA
Messenger RNA from Siniperca chuatsi (mandarin fish), 3934 nucleotides. It is a transcript of the gene klhl8, whose product is annotated as kelch-like family member 8. The record is from RefSeq and is a predicted model, not a curated record. The transcript has 12 exons. NCBI's taxonomy places the organism in Eukaryota, Metazoa, Chordata, Actinopteri, Centrarchiformes, Sinipercidae. The coding region runs from base 269 to 2113 and encodes 614 amino acids. Gene Ontology annotation, molecular function: protein binding.